AUGGAAGAAGAAGAAGAAGAAGAAGAAGAAGAAGAAGAAGAAGAAGAAGAAGAAGAAGAAGAAGCUCAAAUAAUUUCAACAAAAGCAAAAAAUGAAAAUCUCCAAAAUCAUCCAAUUUAUAACUUGAAUCUUAGCUUAUGCAGCAAUGAUUUUGAAGAGCAAGACGACUAUGAUCCAAAAGUCGAUCUUAUCGGUGGAUACAACAAGGAUAAAAAUCCAAUUAUUUCAGAUGAAAAAAGUAGUCCACAAGCGGCUAGUAAUAUCAAUGUUGAGAGAUUGGGAGAAGCAAGGAUUUUCUCAUGCAACUAUUGCCAAAGGAAAUUCUACAGCUCCCAGGCACUUGGAGGCCAUCAAAAUGCACACAAAAGAGAGAGGACGCUAGCGAAACGCGGCCAUCGGAUGAUGACUUCAGCAACAUUUGGUAAUUAUCAUCUCCCUCAACAUUUCUACAAGAGCAACAGACCAUUAACAACAUCAUCAUCAUACCCUAGCAAUAUUUCAGCCCUUCCUCUUUAUGGCUUAUAUUAUAAUAAGCACAACGGCAACAACAAUAAUCUUAGACCUCUAGGAAUACAAGCUCACUCAUUGAUACAUAAACCAUCUUAUGGAUCAAGGGUUCCUAUGAUUGAUCAGCAACCAGCAAUUGGGCGUCUUGCAAUGGGCUCAUCACCUCCAUCAUCUUCUUCAAAUAAUAUCGCUGGGCCUGGCGGCCAUGGUGUUGCACGGUUUGACAGGUUCAUCAUCACAAGAAUAAUUCUCAGCCAUUGGAUAGAAAUAAUAAGAUUGGAGGAGGUCUUUGUUGGAAGGAAACUGUCAAUGUUCUUAAGACUAGUCUUAAACAAGAUCAUGAUCAUUUGCAUAAGCUUGACUUAUCUCUUAAGCUUUAAUGCAUGCUAACCCGUUCACUUUUAGUUGUCAUACUUUGACUAAAAAUGUAAGAGCUUUUUGGUCAAACUAUUACAAUCAAGUAAAAGUGAACGCAUGAAGUUCAUGUUGUUUAGCCUUAGUUUGAUUGGAAUUUAUUUCAUAUAUAUAUAUAAAUAUAUUUUUUUGUUUUUAAUA
Molecule: messenger RNA, 1062 nt
Organism: Chenopodium quinoa (quinoa)
Lineage: Eukaryota; Viridiplantae; Streptophyta; Magnoliopsida; Caryophyllales; Amaranthaceae
Product: zinc finger protein 4-like
Exons: 2
Coding region: 1-897 (298 amino acids)
Biological process (GO): negative regulation of abscisic acid-activated signaling pathway
Source: RefSeq, a predicted model, not a curated record